Messenger RNA from Gekko japonicus, 693 nucleotides. Its product is annotated as T-cell-interacting, activating receptor on myeloid cells protein 1-like. The transcript is spliced from 3 exons. Lineage: Eukaryota; Metazoa; Chordata; Lepidosauria; Squamata; Gekkonidae. The record is from RefSeq and is a predicted model, not a curated record. The annotation marks the transcript as partial.
AUCCAAGCCUUUCCAAACCCUUCAUCAGGGCAAGACCCAGGGGGCAGCUUGACCUGGGCUUGAAUGUUACCAUUGAGUGCCGAGGCCCAGAGAAUGGUCUGAACUACUCCCUGCACCUGCCAAAGAACUUGAUUGCAUCACGGAAAACAAAGCCAGAUGGAAACAAAGCUAAAUUCUUUCUCUCUGUGGUGAGGCAAGAGGAUGCUGGGAGCUACGUCUGCCAAUAUCACCACAAAGGAAAUCCAUUUGUCUUGUCUGAGCCAAGUGACCCCAUGGAUUUGCUUUUGAGAGAUCCCAGUCUUCUCCAGCCCUCCAUCAAGGUGACACCCCGGGGACAACUUGCACCAGGCUCAAAUGUCACCAUCGAGUGCCAAGGACCACAGAAUGGCCUGAACUUCUCCCUGCACAAAUCGGGAAGCCUGACAGCAUCACAGAAGGCAGAGCCUGACAGAAACACAACCAAGUUCUCUUUCUUCAGGAUAACAUCAGAGAAUACAGGGAAAUAUACCUGUCAGUAUUCCCAAAGCACAAAUUCCUUCAUCUGGUCAAGGCCAAGCAACCCGGUAAAGCUGGUUGUGACAGCGAUUUCUAACCAAGCAGGAUCCACAACAGUUAUAUGGGCAAGCAGUGCUGUGGGUCUUCUCGUUCUCCUCCUGUUGUUGGUUGCCUUCCUAUUGUACAGAAGAAGAGCAG